This is a messenger RNA of Xenopus laevis (African clawed frog), 1732 nucleotides long. RefSeq names its product F-box and leucine-rich repeat protein 8 L homeolog (gene fbxl8.L). The record is from RefSeq and is a predicted model, not a curated record. Bases 532 to 1680 code for a protein of 382 amino acids. NCBI's taxonomy places the organism in Eukaryota, Metazoa, Chordata, Amphibia, Anura, Pipidae. The transcript is spliced from 4 exons.
CAAAGUUACCAAUAUGGCAGCUCCCACUUAUGUUAGCAGUUAACGUCCCUUCAAAGUGUUUUUAACUCACUAACCAUUUGAGUUUGUAUUGCACGCCAGAUAACUUAAAAGAAUUGAGCAUGUGACAACUAUAUUAUAGUCAAAAGAGCAGGCAUCACGAUUUAACCAUAAUACACAAUUAGCCUCUAUUUAUGCCUGUUCUACUGCAACACGUACAGUGCAACCAAACACCUGACAACUGUGAGCAAUGAAACAUGAUUACACAAAACAGUUACUUUAUAGCAACAACUGUACUCGUCUACUUCCUACUGCAGACCUUUCCCACUACUGAUUGGCUUUCAAAAUCAUCUGACUCCCAGUAGCCAACCCAGUUUUACAAGACAGAACAAGCCAGUGUUUUCGGAAUAGGAGUGCUGUCUGUGCCGAGCUGCUGCUAGCGCCAAUAUAUCCGGUACCAUCAAACCUGCGGAACUUGCAAAUCCACUGACAAAUGUAACAAAAGGGUAAUCUUAUACUGAUAACGGAACAGCAAUGUCCGACCUUUGGAAACAUAUGCCUCUAGAAAUCCUUGCAACAAUCUUUUAUCACCUGUCUUUGAAUGACAGAUUUGUUGUAUCACAAGUAUGCCAGUACUGGGCAGUUGCAGUGGCAUCAAGUCGUGUUUGGCACUACACAAAGAUCAGGUUGGUGUCUGACAAAGACUUGCUGAUACUGGAAGGACUACUCCAAUAUUUAGAUCAAAUAAAACAUCUGAAAGUUGUGUUUGACCAGUCUAAGGAGACAAACCGCAUGACAGUUAUACAGAUUUUUGACUGUUUAAGUAAGGGGAGCUGCAGACUAGAGAAAUUAAAUAUUGUUUGCUGUGGAGAAAACCCAUUCUUUUAUUCAGGGAAGGAGAUCUUGAGGAGUAUUACAAACUUGUGUGGAAAAGAGAGUCGGGUAGACCUGCAUCAUGUUGAUCUGCGGAAUGUUCCAUUUACUCUCACUGAUGAUUUUGUUAGGCUCAUUGCUGCUGGCAGCCCCAACUUGCAGAGCUUAUAUAUUAACAAUGGCACACUGGUUUGCAAAAUCUCUACUAGUGCCAUUAAAGAGGUGUUGGAGGUUUGUCCUAAAUUAUGUGCUCUUGGUGCCUUCUAUUGUUCUUUGAAUGAAGACAUUUUUAGGGAAAUAAUGAAGCCUCACAGGUCCCCAUUUCAUUGCUUAGAUCUCUUCUGUGAACGUAUGGACAAGCAUGUCUCUGCAAUCUCUGAUGAGGUUUGGAAAGACCUUCGCUGCCGACAUCCAUCUCUUCAUGUGAAUAUGCUGUUUGAUCACACUAUCCCUGCCAGUAUAAUUCCACUUAUUUUGAGACCAAGCAUUCCUAUAUCCACAUUGCAGCUCAAUACAUUUAAUGAAAUGAUGAAUGAAAUUAGCUUUGUAAGCAGCCAUUAUUCACAGACUUUGCAGAAGUUUGUGAUACAGACCACGUCAUCUAGUGAACUCGACUCUGCUCUAAUUGACCUGGCUGGGAAGUGUAGAAGACUUGAGGAGGUUCACUGCUACUGCGUGGUAAAACAGGAAGUUAUCCAAGCUUUUCUAACUUGUUGUCCUCAUUUGAAAAAAUAUACCCUAAAAGUCAUCAAAGAGAAGCAUCCUUGGAGGCCAACUUUCCGUGAAUCUAUUUGGCUCUGCAGUGUAUAAAGGUUCACAGUUGCUAAAUUUACAGGAAUUAUUAAAUAAGAAAUUAUAUUUA